AUGUGGGUGGGUUACGAUUGGCCAGAUCGGCCAGGCUGUGAUUGGCCAACCUUCGAGGCACCUGCUCUAAUGCUCAGUGUCAAUUCCAAGGCCGGGGUGUGGCUGCAUGCCAAGCGGGAGCAGCUGCGGCCUAGCGUUAGUAGCCAUGUCGCCCAAAGUUUCCAGGAAGAGUCGGCCCCCAUCUCAGCCCGGGGCCCGAAAGCCCAGUUCCAGGCCGGCCAGCGGCUGUUGUGCCUGCACGGCUCUCUGCUCUAUGAAGCCAAGUGCAUGCGGGUGGCCGAGGUGGCGGCUGAGCCCGAGGCGGACGUGGAGGCCGGCUCGGUCAUGUACCUGAUCCACUACACGGGCUGGAACAAGAACUGGGACGAGUGGGUACCCGAGAACCGCGUCCUCGAAUACUCGGAGAACAACCUGGUCCGGCAAAGCGAGCUGCUCCGGGCCCACCAGGAGCAGCAGGCCGGGACGAAGGCGCGAGGCGGGCUCCGGGUGCGCAAGAUCCCGGGGCCGGGCCUGCAGCAGAAAAAUGGGGGGCGGGCCCGGAAGGAGCCCCAGGAGGUGGCAGGCAACGGGGAGGGCAGCGGCUGUGUUGGCUGCCCCAUAGAAGUUUCAGCGCCUCCUCGCCGCAGGCGGAGCGCCACGGACCCCACGGUGGAGAGUGAAGAGGCGGCCCGGAACCGGGUGGAGGUGAAGGUGGAGAUCCCUGAGGAGUUGAAGCCGUGGCUUGUGGACGACUGGGACCUGGUCACCAAGCAGAACCAGCUCUUCGGGUUGCCCGCGCAGGUGCCGGUGGAUGCCAUCCUGGAGCAGUACGCGCGCGCCCGGGGAGAGAAGUCACUGGUGGCACCCGAGGUGUUGGCCGGCAUCAAGGAGUACUUCAACGUGAUGCUGGGCACGCAGCUGCUGUACAAGUUCGAGCGGCCGCAGUAUGCCGAGGUGCUGGCCCGCCACCCCGAUGUGCCCAUGUCCCGCAUCUACGGCGCGCCCCACCUGCUGCGCCUCUUUGUGCGUAUCGGCGGCAUGCUGGCCUACACGCCCCUGGAUGAGCGCAGCCUGGCCCUGCUGCUGGGCCACCUGCACGACUUCCUGUCCUACCUGGCCGACAACGCGCCUGCCCUCUUCAGCGCAGGAGACUACGGCGUGGCGCCCCCGGAGUACCAUCGCAAGGCGGCCUAGAGCUCCACAGGCUGCUCUAGCUGGAGGUGGAGUGGAGGGAGCGCUCACUCAGCCCCUUCUGGGGAUCCUGGCCGCCACUGGGGAUGACAGCAGCCGGAUUAGUGUUUGAUCUUCAGAUAUCUUGGUUUCUCACUCGGGGUAAUCCUUGCACUUAUGGAAAUGGCAGCUACUUUCCGCCUCAGUAGAUGGUUUUGAUGAGUUACCCGACCAAAUAAAUCAUCGAC
Molecule: messenger RNA, 1397 nt
Organism: Antechinus flavipes (yellow-footed antechinus)
Lineage: Eukaryota; Metazoa; Chordata; Mammalia; Dasyuromorphia; Dasyuridae
Product: mortality factor 4-like protein 1
Exons: 3
Coding region: 1-1173 (390 amino acids)
Biological process (GO): regulation of DNA-templated transcription; chromatin organization
Cellular component (GO): NuA4 histone acetyltransferase complex; nucleus
Source: RefSeq, a predicted model, not a curated record